Molecule: messenger RNA, 1298 nt
Organism: Oncorhynchus keta (chum salmon)
Lineage: Eukaryota; Metazoa; Chordata; Actinopteri; Salmoniformes; Salmonidae
Product: mastermind-like protein 3
Exons: 2
Biological process (GO): positive regulation of transcription of Notch receptor target
Cellular component (GO): nucleoplasm
Molecular function (GO): transcription coactivator activity
Source: RefSeq, a predicted model, not a curated record
AUGAAAUGGCCUCCCUCCCCUCAGGUCCGGCCGUCGUCUUCGGGCCCUCAGUUUGCCACCGCCGCCAACGGAACACCGCCCCAGCAGCCUUUGCAGCAGUCCCCACAGGUCGCCAUGGCCUCAGGCUCCCCUCUCCCCAACUGUGUGGCCCGGUCGCCGCAGACGCCCACCCAGGCCCAGACGCAGGCCGGCCCCAGACCAGGGAAUGGAUUUAUGAUGAACCCAGGCCAAGGUGUGGGCCAGGCGGGUACAGGCUCCAAUGGCCCUGGAGUCCCCACUGGAAUCCAAGGGCCUGGGCCGGUGACCUCUGAACUGUCGCCUGCUGAGCAACUGAAAGCGAUGGCGGCACAGCAGCGCGCUAAGCUAAUGCAGCAGCAGAAACAACAGCAACAACAGCAGCAGGCUAACUGGUCCCCAGCCGGAGCUCCAACCAGCCCCUACGCCUCUGCUCCUUUCAACCAGCAGGACAAGCCCAACAGCCCGAUGAUGUACCCACCUCAAGCCUUCAACCAGCAGGACAAGCCCAACAGCCCGAUGAUGUACCCACCUCAAGCCUUCAACCAGCAGGACAAGCCCAACAGCCCGAUGAUGUACCCACCUCAAGCCUUCAACCCUGGCCAACAGGGCCCCCUGGUGGCUGGGAUGACCUCGAGCAACGGCCCUAAAGCUCCCAUGAACAACUACCUCCCUCAGAACCCCCACAACCACAUGGGCAUGAUAAGUCAACAACAACAACAACAACAACAACAGACAAACAACAUGGGCGCCCAACAGAACACCCUCUCUAAACAACAACAACAACAACAACAACUACAACAGCAGCAAACGGCAGCCAUGUUGUCCUACAACAACACAAAGCCGCUGAGUCACUUCAGCACGAUGGGGGUUGAUCACAUGGGGCAGAGGAUGACCCCGCCCAUGGGAUCACAGGUCAAGAACCCCAUGAUGCCCCCAUACAUGCAGCAGGGAGGGGUGCAGGGGGCGGGGCCGGGCCAGACCCAGGGACCAAUCCCGGGCCAGACGGCUCACCUCAGCGAGGAGCAGAAGAGGAUGCUGCUGAUGAAGCAGAAGGUGCUGAACCAGAGCAUGCCCUACAGCGCCAUGCAGCCCCACGGACAGUGGCUGUCCUGCCCGGUCUCUCGUCCUAUCAGAAUGGGGAGAAUUACGCUACGUCACCAGCUAAUCUGGCAGUGGGGACUGCAGCAGACACGCUAUCACUCUCACUCACUCUCACUCCCUCUCUCACACACACACAUGCUUGCUAACAGACACAUGUGCGCACACAAGCACGCCUUGAC